Messenger RNA from Suncus etruscus (white-toothed pygmy shrew), 1619 nucleotides. RefSeq names its product F-box protein 22 (gene FBXO22). NCBI's taxonomy places the organism in Eukaryota, Metazoa, Chordata, Mammalia, Eulipotyphla, Soricidae. Bases 34 to 930 code for a protein of 298 amino acids. The transcript has 5 exons. Gene Ontology annotation, biological process: regulation of skeletal muscle fiber development; protein polyubiquitination; positive regulation of proteasomal ubiquitin-dependent protein catabolic process. The record is from RefSeq and is a predicted model, not a curated record.
AAUGUUCGUAUCUUACCUCGGACAGUUCUUUACAUGGCAGACUCAGAGACCUUCAUUAGUCAGGAAGAAUGUCGAGGCCACAAAAGAGCAAAGAAAAGUACAACUAUGGAAAAGGCAUUUGCCCUUGAAAAACUUUUCCCGAAACAAUGCCAAGUCCUCGGAAUUGUGACCCCAGGAAUUGUAGUGACUCCAAUGGGAUCAGGUAGCAAUCGACCUCAGGAAAUAGAAAUUGGAGAAUCUGGAUUUGCUCUAUUAUUUCCUCAAAUUGAAGGAGUGAAAAUACGGCCCUUUCAUUUUAUUAAGGAUCCAAGGAAAUUAAUAUUAGAAAGGCAUCAAUUCGCAGAAGUAGGUCUUCUGGACAACCCUGAGCUGCGCGCGGUCCUUGUAUUUGGUUACAACUGCUGCACGGUGGGAGCGAGCAGUUACUUGCAACGAGUGAUCAGCACCUUCAGUGAAAUGAACGUGGUCUUGUUUGGAGGCCAGGUGGAUAACUUGGUGUCUCUGACCUCUGAACGGAGACCUCUGGAUAUUGAUGCCACUGGUGUGGUUGGACUGUCAUUUAGUGGACACCAAAUCCAAAGCGCCACCGUGCUGCUCAACGAGGAUGUCAACAGCCAGAAGACGGUGGAGGCAGCCAUGCAGCGGCUCAAAGCAGCCAACAUUCCAGAGCAGAACACCAUCGGCUUCAUGAUCGCAUGCGUGGGCCGGGGCUCUCAGUAUUACAGGGACAAGAGCAACGUGGAGGCUGACGCCUUUAGGAAGUUUUUUCCGAAUGUGCCACUGUUAGGCUUCUUUGGAAAUGGAGAAAUUGGAUGUGAUCGCAUAGUCACUGGGAACUUUACAUUGAAGAAAAGCGAAGUGAAGGAUAAGGACCUGUUUCAUAGCUAUACCACAAUAAUGGCUCUCAUUCAUCUAGGGGUAUCCAAAUGAAGCCCCCCCCCCAGCCACGUGGCUUUGACAACGUACAAAGCUGCGGCUCUGCCUUUUCUAGAAAAUGGAAAUGGGGGAAAUGUGUAUUUAAAUAAAAAUAGCUUUAUACUUUAUCUGUUUCAUAGCUCUGACCCUCUAAAGAUUUGUGUUGGGGUCACUUUUUAAUAUAUUAGAUGAAGAAUGACUCUCUACAUGAUACAGACCUAGAGCGAGUCCUUGUCCCAAGUGGCCCAAUGGUACCGGAUCAUGUAGCUAAUGCGGAACACACAGGCUUGAGCAGACUCAGCAGUGGACUGAAGACCAGCUAUUCCGAGACUACCUCUGACUGUCGGGAGAUCUGUAAACAAUUAUGACUUUUCUCCCUUCAGGAUGGAGAGACAAAUAGGUGGCUGAGAAAUCUUUGCUCUGUUUUGCAACUUUGCCAAUUUUUUCCUGAAGCUUAACAGUUAUUACUGACUUUCUACUCAUUUGGUAAAACAUUAAAGAACUAUUUUUGUUUUAGUACUCUAAGGUUGCUUAGUCAAAUGACUGCCAACACUAAUCAGUUAUUACUUUAUAAGGAAAAAAACCUUUUCCUUAAAUUGCCUGAGAAAAAUACUAUUCCCCACAGACUUUUCAGUAGAGUGAGCUGGCAGACCAGUUGACAUGUUCUGGUUUUACAUACCAAUAAAACGCAUCUUGGAAACUUA